Molecule: messenger RNA, 1308 nt
Organism: Cercopithifilaria johnstoni
Lineage: Eukaryota; Metazoa; Nematoda; Chromadorea; Rhabditida; Onchocercidae
Source: the annotation of a GenBank genome assembly
AUGAGAAUUGUGGUUAUUGGUGCAGCACCGACAGGCCUUGGUGUAGCCUAUCGUCUUCAUCAGUUGCAAAAUAAUAACAUCGAUGUUGCUAGAAAUGUUGAAUUAAUUGUUUUGGAAAAGGAGUUAUCACCUGGUGGAUUGAGUCGUACAAUUAUGGAUGAAAAUGGAUUUUUUUGGGAUAUGGGUGGGCAUGUUACUUUUGAUCAUAAUUUUCCAUAUUAUAAAGAGGCAAUAUGUUGGGCGAUCAGUGAAUGGAAUAUUUUGACGAGAAAUUGCCAGGUUGAUAUCAGUUAUAUGUUCAACGAGAAAGGUUUACAUCUUGUACCAUAUCCAGUACAAUAUGCAAUACCGAUGUUUCCAGCAAAUAUUAAAAAAAAGUGCUUGGGAGAUCUACGAGAGAGAUGUAAAAAACCAAAGGAUACAAAUCAGCCAAAAAAUUUUGAUGAAUGGAUUAACGAAAAUUUUGGUCCAACGUUGAGAAAUUAUUUCUUCAAGCAGUAUACUCAAAAGGUUUGGACUGUGAAACCAGAUCAAAUGAAUUCGAUAUGGGUAGGAACACGAGUUGCAAAAAUGCCUUAUGAAAAAUUGGAGAAACUUUGUGCUAUGAAUGAAAAACAUUUGCAAGUAAUUGACAUUGAUGCAAAAGGUAAAUUGAUUACAUAUGAAGAUGAACGGUAUGGAAAGGUGAAACUUAAUUACGACAUACUUAUUAAUACAGGACCUAUUGAUCAACUAAUCAAAUGUACUAAAUUAUGUCAAGAACUUGAUUUAAAAUACAAUAAGGUAUUUGUAAUAGGUAUUGGUUUAAAAAAGCCAGUAAAUCGUAUCGCAGAGCAAUUCACUUGGCUUUAUUUCCCGGAAAAUACUGUACCAUUUUAUCGUGUUACAUUUUUAUCACGUUAUGGUGAAAUGACCCCUGAUAAUGAUAAAUAUUGGUCAGUACUAUGUGAAUCAGCUUAUACCAUUAAUGAUAAUAAUAUUACUAUGGAAGAAAUAAAAGAAAAAACAAUUGAAUGUUUGAUACGAAAAACAAUUAUUUUACGUGAACAAAUUGUUAGUGUAUUUUCAAUAUUAUUAUCAUAUGGUUAUCCAAUACCAACUGUUAAUCGUGAUAAAGAAUUAACACGUGCACAUCAAAUUCUCGAAAAACAUGAAAUAUAUUCGAGAGGACGAUUUGGUGGUUGGAAAUAUGAAGUAGCAAAUCAGGAUCAUUGUUUUAUGCAAGGUAAAGAGAUUAUUGAUCGAAUAUUAUUCGAUAAACCGGAAACAGUAUACAAAAAUGGAUUAUCAAGCAUUGCAAAAGGAUGA